Molecule: messenger RNA, 279 nt
Organism: Linum trigynum
Lineage: Eukaryota; Viridiplantae; Streptophyta; Magnoliopsida; Malpighiales; Linaceae
Source: the annotation of a GenBank genome assembly
AUGCCUUGCCCCUCCCAAGCUUCCAAAGAGUUGUAUUACUGUAACACAACUGAAUCACAGAACAGAAGCGAUUCUUAUUCUGAAAACCAUGUUGCACUCCGGAAGCUUGAUCUAGACCAAACGGCAGUCGAGAAGAGCAAGGAGCUGCAGAUCCCAUCGACGGUUUCCGGCUCCGGGGGACUUCCAUUGAUCAAUCCUCGCGAUUUCAAUCGUCUCCUUCGUCGGAUGAGCGGUGGAGGAAAUCGAAGGCGGGAAGAGGGAAUUAGGGUUCUGAGUUAG